This is a messenger RNA of Oncorhynchus gorbuscha (pink salmon), 2233 nucleotides long. Its product is annotated as sialic acid-binding Ig-like lectin 14. The record is from RefSeq and is a predicted model, not a curated record. The transcript is spliced from 15 exons. NCBI's taxonomy places the organism in Eukaryota, Metazoa, Chordata, Actinopteri, Salmoniformes, Salmonidae. The coding region runs from base 133 to 1938 and encodes 601 amino acids.
CAGUAGUGGUUUUCACUUUGUGACAGAGAACAGAGGGCCAACUCAGACAGACACGCUCACCACCUCCUCUGAAGUAUCCUAAGCAUCACAUGGUGUCAGGACCCUAAUAGACUAAAGACACCACAGACUCUAAUGGACAUCCUCAGCUUCAUCACAGGGUGCACACUUGUCUCACUUGGUCACUGUUGGAUGGUGAAGGUGCCCAAUACUGUGAAGGCAGUAGAUGGCAGCUGUGUAGAAGUGUCCUGUCACACCGCCCCCCACCACAGGGUCAUCUGGUACCAGUAUCAUAGCAUUCACUAUCCUAAGCUUUAUGAUGGCAAGGAACCGACCAGUGUGGAGAGCAGCUUUAGAGGGCGUACAUCAGUGCCAGGCAAUUCAGCAGAGGGGGACUGUACACUGAGGUUUGAGAGUGUGACGUGGAGAGACAAUAACCUCAAGCUCUACGUGUGGAUCAACCCUGAUGAGUCCGCUACACAACUGUUCCAUCAUCAGAUCGUAACAAUUACAAUUGAAAAUAGAAAAGCUCCUGCGUUAUCCAUGCAGAAUGCAAUGGUGGAUGGAGCCUUAUUCCAGGCCAACUGUAGUGUCUGGCAUUCCUGCCCGUCCUCUCCUCCAUCCCUUGACUGGAGCCGCUUGCCUGUAAAUUCUACAGCGGUGACGUCCAUGGAGGAAAAGGGAGGGCUGUGGGUGUCCACUGAGACAAUCCAAGGAAGAGGAACGUGCCAACUGCACAAAAAAGAGAUGAAAUGCACUGCUCAAUUUGCUACAGUCCAAACUGAGAGUCAAGCAGUCGUUCUUAACAUCUCGUAUGCCCCUGUAGGUGUGAAUAUGAUGGCGGAUGAACAGCCAGUCAGUGAAGGUCAUAGUGUCAACCUGGAGUGUGUUGCUGACAGCAACCCCCAGCCAGGCCGGUAUGUGUGGAUCAGACGACAGGGAGGCCAAAGCAUCCAAACGAAUUCAACUCAGGGAAAAAUGUCCUAUCCCAACAUUAGCCGAGACUCUUCAUUCUCCUGCAUUGUCCAAAACAAUAUUGGAUCAAGUCAGUCAGCCUGGCUGUUUCUGGACGUCAACUUCCCCGCAGCAAUCCUCUCUGACUCCACUUGCUCCUUGAAGGGUGGGAUUCUGACCUGUGUGUGUAGAGCAGAAGCCCGACCUAAUGCCACUCUGCGCUGGACGAUCAACGGAAGCAGCACUCUCCCAUCCUCCUUCACUUCCAUCACCAUAUACAGAGAUAAUACUGUGUCAGCAGAACUCACUGGGCCUGUGGAAAGUCGACCAAAUGUCUCCUGCGUAGCCAGUAACUCACUGGCCACUGACAUCCAGCAGCUGCCCCUUGACACAAAAUUCACAGCUGGACAGUUUCUGCCAUGGAUGCUGACUGCUCUGGCAGUUGGAAGUGUCUUCCUGGGAUGUGUAAUGUUUGUAUGCAGAAGACGUUGCAGAGAGAGGCCAAAGGCCAGCUCUAAUCUCAACACGUUGGAUAUCCCUCUAAGGCCAAAGGCCAGCUCUAAUCUCCACACGUUGGAUAUCCCUCUAAGGCCAGAGGCCAGCUCUAAUCUCCCCACGUUGGAUAUCCCUCUAAGGCCAAAGGCCAGCUCUCAUCUCCCCACGUUGGAUAUCCCUCUAAGGCCAAAGGCCAGCUCUCAUCUCCACACGUUGGAUAUCCCUCUAAGGCAAGGUGACAUGUCAGAGUCCCUAAGGUACAGCAAUCCCCAAAAACCACAGCAAAAGCCUGAGAGGACCAAGCCUAAGGCCAUGCCCAUGGCCAUACCCAAGGAGAAAGCACGGACGGAUAGCCGAUCGUCAGUCUACGAAAAUGACUUUGUGUCAAAGAAGCCUAGUCAAAACCCAGCAAAGAACAACGAGAAGAUCAAAUUACAAGAUAGCACAAAGGCUAUGUGUUCAGACAUGGAUGAUAUUUACCAAAAUUAUUGAACUACCAGUGCACACAACGUUUGCUUCAGAGUACAUAAUAAUAAUGUCAUCCAAUUGUUAUAAGCUGACGAUUGAGUGGUGUCACCUACUGUUUAAAGUCUAAAGUUGUUGUGUUUGUGCACCUGUCUGGGCUGUGUGGAUUGUGUUUUUUUUGUGUUUAAGUGAUGAAUGUAACCUAUGUUUUGUAUUGUAACUUUUGUAUCAACUUAAUUUGUGUGUCAAAUUGCUUUUAAAAAUGUGUUAAAGUGAACAUAAUUAUAACUUAAAUAAAAUACAUACAUUUUAACUUUUUCUA